AAGAGAAGAGAACAUUGAAAUAUAUUGGCGCUACGUGUUUCUCUGUGUGGUAUCUACAGAGACACCGACUUAAAAAAUUGCUAUUUGCCAAUUUUCGUCGUUCAUUUUUUUAAAAAAAUCAUCGGCUUAAAAAGUUGAUCGAAGGAUGCAGACAUGCAUGUUAUUUGAAUUUUCCUUCUGCACUUUACGAAAUCUGCGGUACUUUUGUAAACCAUCCAUCUCCUUUGCGAUUUCUUCCUGUAUUUCUGUUAAAAAUAUUAGUCGAGGUUUCGGGACAACAAAUAUUCCCUUAUCUACAGUGAUUCUCAGACAAACAACACCGUAUUGCUCGCCUCAAACCCCUACCUUCACAUAUCACACCGCAAACCCGCGAACGAACGUCAUGGAGAACAUUGAGAAAUUGGGACAGGUUUUAGACGGCAAGCUCAUUGCUGGCGAUAUCCAGAAAAACAUCACUCAACAGGUGACUGAGCUGCGGGAACAAAGCAAUGUGGUUCCUGGAUUGGCCAUUGUCCAGGUUGGUGAUCGAUCCGAUUCCAAUGUGUACAUUCGGAUGAAGACCAAAACCGCGGCCGAAGUGGGAAUCAAUGCACAGCACGUGCGUUUGGGAUCGGACACUUCCGAGAAAGAGCUGCUACAGAAAAUUGACGAACUGAACGCGGACCCCGCAGUCCACGGGAUCAUACUGCAGUUACCCUUGGAUUGCAAAAAUCCCAUUAACGCGUCCAAGGCCACAGACGCGAUUUCUGCUCAAAAGGAUGUCGAUGGACUCACUACAAUGAAUGCCGGUCAUCUCGCUCGAGGCGAGUUGAAGUCCUGCACCAUUCCGUGUACGCCGCGUGGAUGUUUGGAACUGAUCAAACGUUCUGGUGUCAAAAUUGAAGGCAGUCGAGCCGUUGUUCUGGGCCGGAGCAAAAUCGUCGGCAGUCCCAUGGCGGAAUUGUUAAUUUGGCAUCAUGCUACUGUCACCGUGUGCCAUUCCAAAACAGUUGAUCUGCCAGCAGUUAUCAGGGAAGCGGACAUAUUGGUCGUUGCCAUCGGCAAAGCAAAAUUCGUUCAAUCGUCGUGGAUCAAGCCGGGUGCGGUAGUGAUCGAUUGCGGCAUCAAUGUCAUUCCUGAUUCAUCCUUGAAGAGUGGACAACGUAUUGUCGGAGACGUAGAUUAUGCUGCAGCGAAAGAUACGGCAUCAUUCAUCACGCCUGUUCCUGGAGGAGUCGGCCCAAUGACCGUAGCCAUGUUACUGCAAAACACUCUGGAAUCUGCUCAGAAAUCUUCCAAACUAUAAUUCGGUGGUCUGUACCUGUUUUCGAAUCUCUUUUCAUUAACUUUACCGCCCUUUUGCUUUCAUAUUUGGUCGUUUAGAUAUUUUGCCUUUCAUAUUUUGCUUAAUUAUAGGCUUUUCUUUGACAUAUUACUCCUUAAACCUAAUUGUAAGUAUUUGUUUGCGAAUUCAUUGUGUUAAAGGUUCUAUGGUGUCUCCGGUUUGACUUCGUUAUGUUGUUGAAAUAUAUACUUGGAUUCAUUUAUGCCAUGACUCCAUAAUGCUUGCAUUUCGUGUUUUUUAUUGUGGAACUGCAACGGAUGUUCACGAUUGCAUAAUAUUGUGUAAUCCCUGAUGUUACAUUUAAAGAAUUGGUGGUCGCAAUGGGAGUUGAAGAAAUCACCAG
Paramacrobiotus metropolitanus is the source of this 1667-nucleotide messenger RNA. Its product is annotated as C-1-tetrahydrofolate synthase, cytoplasmic-like. Lineage: Eukaryota; Metazoa; Tardigrada; Eutardigrada; Parachela; Macrobiotidae. The record is from RefSeq and is a predicted model, not a curated record. The coding region runs from base 146 to 1285 and encodes 379 amino acids. The transcript is spliced from 11 exons. Gene Ontology annotation, biological process: tetrahydrofolate interconversion. Gene Ontology annotation, cellular component: cytosol. Gene Ontology annotation, molecular function: methenyltetrahydrofolate cyclohydrolase activity; methylenetetrahydrofolate dehydrogenase (NADP+) activity.